Messenger RNA from Mus caroli (Ryukyu mouse), 2299 nucleotides. RefSeq names its product collagen and calcium binding EGF domains 1 (gene Ccbe1). The record is from RefSeq and is a predicted model, not a curated record. Gene Ontology annotation, molecular function: calcium ion binding. NCBI's taxonomy places the organism in Eukaryota, Metazoa, Chordata, Mammalia, Rodentia, Muridae.
GCGAGUGCUUCUUCCGUUGUACAGUGAUCGCUGCCUGCUGCGCCCGCAUCUCUUCCUGCCUUGUUCGUUCCUGAACGGGCUGGGGAAACGAACCUAGUCAAUACUCUUACAAGGUACCAGUUAGGUACAGGCAUCUGGGUUCAAAACCCUUAGCUGGGAGCUUCUUACUUGACCUGAACUGCACUUACCAAGAAAAUCGCCGCACUAAGGAUAGUGGACGAGUGGAACGACCGAAUUCCCUCUAAAAGGGGAUGAAGAUUGACCACGAUUUCUUGAUUAGGCUAUUUCACGUUUGGAAGGGCGAUAUAGGAGACCCCUGUAGCCCCUGCUCACUCCCUCCUAUUCUGAGAGAACCGGGACAGAGGAAAAGCACGCAAGAAGGCAAACAUUGACUUGACCCUUCCUUAUGGAAGUUAACUGACAACAGGAAGGAAGCUAUUAACCCCGCUCCUCUCCUCCUCUCCCACUGGUGACAGCCAGCAACUCCUCCUCCUAGGCUGAGACCUUGGAGCAAAAAUGCAAAGGAGCGCCUGGCUGCCUCAACUCUGCACUGCUCUCCCAGGGGAGGAAGAGGGAAGAGAGGAGGGCACAGCCUGAAGUCAAGUUCAGCUUGUUUGUGACUCGAUCCUGAUCGUCCAGAAGAGAUUCCCGGGACUCCAGCAUCCUCCCUCCGGCCCCGCAAGGCAGACCCCCCUUAGAAAAGCUCGGUUCACCCCCUCUGGCCCCAAGUUUGAGCGCGGCACGCAGGUGGUGCAAACGCCCCAGCUCUCCGGCGCCCCCUGCUGGCGAGAGGGGAAGGCGGCUGCGGCCGCGGAGCCUCCCUGGGCACAGCGCAGGGAGAGAGCUCGGGCGCCGAGAAGAAGCCGCGAGCUUCCCCGAUGGUGCCGCCGCCUCUUCCGAGCCGGGGAGGAGCAGCCAAGAGGCAGCUGGGCAAGAGCCUGGGGCCGCUGCUGCUACUCCUGGCGCUGGGACACACGUGGACCUACCGAGAGGAACCCGAGGACCGCGACAGAGAAGUGUGCUCUGAAAACAAGAUCACCACGACCAAAUACCCAUGUCUGAAGUCUUCGGGCGAGCUCACCACGUGCUUCAGGAAAAAAUGCUGCAAAGGAUAUAAAUUUGUUCUUGGACAGUGUAUUCCAGAAGAUUAUGACAUUUGUGCCCAAGCUCCCUGUGAACAGCAGUGCACGGAUAAUUUCGGCCGUGUGCUGUGCACGUGCUACCCGGGAUACCGAUAUGACCGCGAGAGACACCAAAAGCGGGAGAAGCCGUACUGUCUGGAUAUCGAUGAAUGUGCCACCAGCAAUGCCACUCUCUGUGCACAUAUCUGCAUCAACACCAUGGGCAGCUACCACUGUGAGUGUCGGGAGGGCUACAUCCUUGAGGACGAUGGGAGGACCUGCACAAGGGGAGACAAAUACCCCAAUGACACUGGGCAUGAGGAGAAGUCCGAGAAUGAGGUGAAAGCCGGGACCUGCUGCGCCACAUGCAAAGAGUUCUCCCAGAUGAAGCAGACCGUGCUGCAGCUGAAACAGAAGAUGGCGCUGCUCCCCAACAAUGCAGCUGAACUGGGCAAGUAUGUCAAUGGUGACAAGGUGCUGGCCUCAAACGCCUACCUUCCAGGACCUCCUGGCCUGCCUGGGGGACAGGGCCCACCUGGCUCACCAGGACCCAAGGGGAGCCCUGGAUUCCCCGGUAUGCCAGGCCCUCCUGGACAGCCAGGCCCACGGGGCUCAAUGGGACCUAUGGGACCUUCCCCUGACCUGUCUCAUAUUAAGCAAGGCCGGAGGGGCCCUGUGGGCCCACCAGGAGCACCAGGAAGACAUGGCUCCAAGGGGGAGAGAGGAGCACCCGGACCCCCGGGGUCUCCGGGACCCCCGGGUUCUUUCGACUUCCUGCUGCUUGUGCUGGCGGACAUUAGAAAUGACAUCGCAGAGCUGCAGGAGAAGGUGUUUGGACACCGGACUCACUCUUCCGCUGAGGACUUCCCCCUACCUCAGGAAUUCUCCAGCUACCCAGAGACGCUGGACUUUGGCUCUGGAGACGACUACUCCAGAAGAACUGAAGCGAGGGACCCCGAGGCCCCAAGAAACUUUUAUCCAUAGCACAUCCCAUAUCUUCACGCCACCAGAAGAGAAGCAUGCCUUCAGCCUUCCCCUUACUCUGUUUCCAAACCCUGUUUUCCAAGUUUCCUGUGCAUUACACUAGCAACAGGAUGUGAUGGGUUAAUGUGCUGUGCUUGGAGAGCCAAUGGGUGGUUGACAUCAGGGCUUUCUUCAACAUCCGAUUUUUUUCAAGA